AGGACGGGGGUUAGAAAAAAAGAGGGGAGAGGAAAAAAGUUGGAUCUGAUUUGCUGAAAUCGCGCAGGACCGACUGAAGGUGGAAGCGCUCGGUUUCAUAUCAGCUCUGGCUGGAAGCUUUUAGCAGGGGGCGAACCGUCCCGGCACUCUGCGCCCUGCGAAGCCCCCGCGCAGAGAGAGAGAGAGACAGAGAGAGGAAGAGAGAGAGAGAGAGAGAGAGACAGACAGAGAGAGAGAGAGAGAGAGAGAGAGAGAGAGAGAGAGAAAGGGAACACGUCGUAGCGGCGGAGCACGCACAGCUCCAAGUUGCUUCUCCUCCUACUUUUACAUGCCAGCUCCUGCGUAUUAAAAACACAAAACCUUUUUUUUUUCCCCCCUCCGCGGUGGCGACAAUCUUUGGAUCGAGACUCUUCAUGGAUAUUCUUGGAUAAUUUCCCUUCGGAUUGCUGCUCCACACGCGUACACACACACACACACACACACACACACACACACACACACACACACACACAUACGCGCACACACACCGUCUCUCUUCUUGCAUGGUGCGCACCGAUCGGUCCAGGACGAUGGAGUGAUCGGAGGAAUAAGUCCACCUACAAUCACUUUUUCUUUCUCUGUGUGCUCAGCGCCGUCUCGUCAUGUAUUCUCCGAUUUGUCUAACUCAGGAUGAAUUUCAUCCCUUCAUCGAGGCGCUUCUCCCUCACGUCCGUGCCAUCGCCUACACGUGGUUCAACCUGCAGGCCCGAAAGCGCAAGUACUUCAAGAAGCACGAGAAGCGGAUGUCCAAGGACGAGGAGCGCGCCGUGAAGGAUGAGCUCCUGGGUGAGAAGCCUGAGGUCAAGCAGAAGUGGGCCUCCAGGCUGCUGGCCAAGCUGCGGAAGGACAUUCGGCAGGAGUACCGGGAGGACUUCGUCCUCAGCGUGACGGGCAAGAAGCCGCCGUGCUGCGUUCUGUCCAACCCGGACCAGAAGGGCAAGAUCCGCCGGAUCGACUGCUUGCGGCAGGCCGACAAAGUCUGGCGCCUGGACCUGGUGAUGGUCAUCCUCUUCAAGGGCAUCCCUCUGGAAAGUACGGACGGCGAGCGGCUCGUCAAGUCUCCACAUUGCACCAACCCAGCACUUUGUGUCCAGCCUCACCACAUAACAGUAUCGGUCAAGGAGCUGGACUUGUUUCUAGCAUACUAUGUCCAGGACCAAGACUCGCAGCAGUCAGGAAGUCCGAGUAACAAUGAGCCAGGCAAAACCCCUCUUCCAGUGUAUUUGGAAGACAGCUUCAUCAAAUCAGGAGUUUUCAGUGUCACGGAGCUGGUGCGAGUGUCUAGGAUGCCGAUCACCCACGGCGCAGCGGUACCCUUCUCCAUGGCGGACAUGCCCAGCCAGCCCUACUAUCAUGACCUGAACUCCAGCGUGGCACUACAACGCUCCCUGUCCUCCCCGCCUGGCAGCAAAAGGCCCAAAACCAACAUGGAGGAGAACAUGGAUACCAGCCCGACGGGACCCGACUUCUACUCGUCACCCAGCUCACCAGCCAGCAGCCGGGCGAACUGGCACGACAGAGACGGAGCAGAGAUGUCCUCUCCCACAAUGAAGAAGCCAGAAAAGCCACUGUUCAGCCCCACUUCCCCGCAGGACUCCUCACCGCGACUCAGCACUUUCUCUCAGCCUCACCACCCGGGCCUAUCAGGUGUGGGACACAGUGUUAUAUCAUCGAGGAGCCCCCCUUCACACUCGCCCCUGCAGUUCUCAGCCUCGGCCAUCCUGCCUCCGGCGCCGUCGUCCUACUUCUCGCACCCCACCAUACGCUACCCGCCUCACCUCAACCCCGCCGAUCCCCUCAAGAGCUACGUGCCGUCGUACGACCCGUCCAGCCCACAGAGCAGCCAGCCUAACAGCAGUGGUCAGGGGGUUGGGAAGGUCCCAGGCCACUUCACCCCAGUUUUGGCUCCAUCUCCGCACCACGGCCCGGUGCGACCCGUCACUCUUUCCAUGCCCGACACCAAGCCCAUCACCACAUCAACAGAAGGCUACUCAACUCCUGGCACACCAACGUCUAAUCGUUUUGUAGGCCUGAGCCCUAGAGAUCCCACCUUUCUCCACCAGCAACAGCUGAGGAAGUGUGACUGGAGCGUGACUCAAAACGGCAGGCAUUAUGGCCCCAGUGCCACUGACGACACUUUGGGGAUUGCUUGGCAAAGUCCUGGUACCUGGGCGAGCUUAGUUCCAUUCCAAGUGUCGAACGGGACUCCGAUUCUGCCAACAAAUGUCCACCAGAACUACAGCAUAAACAUCAUUGGUGAACCGCUGGUCCCCGCCGAGUCCGGGAACUGAGCUCAUCGAGGCUUGACCCACCUCUGCCCUCCCCCCACCCAGGGUGGAAGUGUGGGGCAGAGCUAGCACUACAGGUGUCUGCAGCCAUGGAUGAAACCAGCAAAGCAGCAGGUGCUGCAUAAACCCCCUCCUCAUCAAUCUCCUCACCUUCGACCUCCCGACCCCCUCAGUCUCACCUCUUCCACCUCCCCGCUCCCACUCCUCCUCCUCAUCCUGAUGAUGAUGAUGAUGGACAAUGGCCCUGAAGUAAAGAUGAUGAGUGGACGGCUCAGAGGAAAGAAGAAAAGCUUCAGGUCUGAUGUCUCCUCGCACACAUCCACCCACCCACCAGUCAGUUGUUGCGUUUGCAGAACUUUUUUCAAUCCAUCUGAAUACUGUGAUGUAUAGAUGCCUUAAUGUUUAAUUGCAUGACACUCUAGACUCCUGGCAGUAAUUCCUACUUAUUGUUCAACGUCAGAGGAAGGUGAAAACCAUUUUGAACGCCUCGCAACACACACACACACACAGUCAACCGAGGGGGGGUCUGCAGAUACAUCCCUGCCUGGUGGAUGGCUAAGAGACUCUGAACGAACGAACGAUUCACUGUGUACACCGUAGGAACAAAAAAAAAAAAAAAAAAUUGUGAAUUCAGAGUGUUUUUUUUUCUUCCGUUUGAUUUCAGUUUACUGUGAUACAACUCUUUGUUUUUAAGGAAAAAAAAAUGUGUUGACUUUGUUUCUUUACUGCUACUUAUUUCAAGAACUAAUGUAAACACUUAUGGGGAGAGUUGAGAACUCUCGAUGCAGUUUUUUUAAAAAAAAAAAAACACUAAAUGCUAACAGCUUGACAUUGGACCCCUCCUAAAAAAAAGAAGAAGAAAAACGACUCGCAAGUCCUUUUCAAAAGGAAUGUAAUAAUAAAAGAGGAAGAAAAAAAGAAAAAAUUUGCGACAGAGGCAAGUGCAAUUGAAUUUUUUUUGAAGGGAAGCUAUCAGUCUGACUGCCCUAAGACUCUAAAGGAAGGGGGAUAGUUAUUAAAUGUUUAAGAAUAUGAUUUCAGCCACAUAUCCAUCUCUUCGCAUGAGUAAAAAGUGUGAAAGGCAGUUUGAAGACAAGCAUAAAGCUACCUGUGCAACAGAAAAAAAAAAA
This is a messenger RNA of Xiphophorus couchianus (Monterrey platyfish), 3457 nucleotides long. RefSeq names its product nuclear factor 1 B-type. The record is from RefSeq and is a predicted model, not a curated record. The transcript has 12 exons. NCBI's taxonomy places the organism in Eukaryota, Metazoa, Chordata, Actinopteri, Cyprinodontiformes, Poeciliidae. Gene Ontology annotation, cellular component: nucleus. Gene Ontology annotation, molecular function: RNA polymerase II cis-regulatory region sequence-specific DNA binding; DNA-binding transcription factor activity, RNA polymerase II-specific. Bases 642 to 2330 code for a protein of 562 amino acids. Gene Ontology annotation, biological process: regulation of transcription by RNA polymerase II.